Loxodonta africana (African savanna elephant) is the source of this 4380-nucleotide messenger RNA. RefSeq names its product olfactory receptor 7G2-like. NCBI's taxonomy places the organism in Eukaryota, Metazoa, Chordata, Mammalia, Proboscidea, Elephantidae. Gene Ontology annotation, biological process: G protein-coupled receptor signaling pathway. Gene Ontology annotation, molecular function: olfactory receptor activity; G protein-coupled receptor activity. Gene Ontology annotation, cellular component: plasma membrane. Bases 2248 to 3186 code for a protein of 312 amino acids. The record is from RefSeq and is a predicted model, not a curated record. The transcript has a single exon.
CGGAAUCAGUCCUGACUCACAGUGACAGUAUGUACUACAGAAGGGAGCACUGCCCAGGCAUGUGGCAUCCCCACAAUCCUUGCUAUGCUUGAGCCCAUCAUUGCAGCCACUGUGUCAAUUCGUCUUGUUGAGGGUCUUCCUCUCUUUUGCUGACCCUCUACCAAGCAUGAUGUCCUUCUCCAGGAACUGGUUACUCCUGAUAACUUGUCCAAUGUACUUGAUAUUAAGUCACACCAUCCUAGCUUCUAAGAAGCAUUCUGGCUCUAAUUCUUCCAAGACAGAUUUGUUCGUUCUUCUGGCAGUCCAUGUUAUAUUCAAUAUUCUUUUCCUUACCAUAAUUCAAAGACAUCAAUUCUUCUUAGGUCUACCUUAUUCACUGUCCAACUUUCACGUUCAUAUGAGGCGAUUGAAAAUACCAUGGCUUGGGUCAGGGACACCUUAGUCCUCAACCUAACAUCUUUGCUUUCAGCAGUUUGAAGAGAUCAUUUGCAGCAGAUUUGCCCAACGCAAUUUGUCAUUUGGUUUCUAGACUGCUGCUUUCAUGGGUGUUGAUAAAUAUAUUAUAACCAUAUACAUAACUAUAUCUUCACACCUAAAACAGGAGUCAAGGUCCUAAUGCAACUGGUAAGAUAGAGUUGCUGUCAAGUUGUGUUAAAAAAAAGAAAAAAAGAAGACGACUGGAAUCCAGUUGGAGAAGGCUUUUGUGUCCAUGUGUGCACGUUGUUGACACGGAGGUUAGCAGGAACAGAGAGAAAAAUGGCAUGAUCUUACAGGAGCAAGGAAUCAGCCAUCCUGAAUUUCACAUUUUAAAGCCUUAGUCUUUCAGGAUUUUCACUGUCCUGGGAUCAGAAUGACAAUAAAAGUGCUCAGUUAAUGAGGAGCUUUGGAUAUUGAGCCCCCAGGGAUACAGAGACUGCAAAUAGUCUGCCUGUGACCACCUCACUCAACAUCCCUCCCCCAGGCAGGGAGCAGCACACCCGAGACUCCACCCACAGAUAACCCUGAAGCCCAGGAGCCAGGUGACCCACUCAAUCUCUCUGCCUUUCCUCAGAACACAUCCUCCACCUUCACCAUCCAGGGGAUUUAUCAACAUCAUUCUACAGCCACGUCAGCCAGGUAACUUAAAAUUGCUUAGUUAUUGUUUGGAAAUAAGGACAGGUGUUUUACCUCAUGCUCAUUCCCGGGAAACUGUGUUGACAGUACAUGCAUGAAAUGAUUGAACUCAAGUUUCCCAUGGACUCCUGCCUGUCUUCUCUCGUCCUGACAUGUUUCCUUCUAUCUUUGCACCAGUCCCAAGAAGCUCCAAUUCUACCAGUCUCUAAUCCUGUCUCUACAAUGGUAAAGACCAUUUUCCUCCUGAACAGAAAUCGCCCCUUCUCCAACAUGAUGACUAUGAUAAAAUUCUGUGAUAUUUUCUUGCAUUCUUAUGGUGAUGAAAUAGGGUUAUCAGGUUUGCCUUAUCUACCCACCCCUGGUUCUUAAAACACAUUUGUAUUAUUGCUAUCACCUGGCUCUAAUCUCUGGGGGGAAGAAACGUGAAGUCUGCAAGAGACACUUCAGAGUGCCUCCCUCUUCUGUUUUUCUCUAUAAUAUUACCAAAUUUUUGAAGAAAAUAAUUUUACUGAUGCUUCUUGUCUGGGAGGACGCAUUUUUCUUUGUAAAGAUGGAUCUUUCCUUGGAGUAAACGUGCCCAUCCAGACCUUGUUAGAAUAUGCCCCUUGGGCUGGAAAUCUAGGCCCACAAUGAAGUCCACAGGGGCCCUGUUGUUUUUGUUAGCUGCCAGUGAGUGGACCCUUGACACAUGGCAACUCCUGCUCAGCAGAACCAAAAGCUGCCACGUCCCAUGCCAUCCUCAUACUUGGUUGUGAAUUGAACCAUUUUAAUACACAGAGUUUUUAUUGGCUAAUCUUCAGAAAUAGGUUACCAGGCCUUUCUUCCUAUAAAAUUACAAAAUAUUUAAAAUGAUCGUAAGAACUCAGAUAGUGUAAAAAAAAAAAAAAAUGAGCUCCUUAUCAACACUUUGUAGAAUAAAUAAAUGUUGAUGCUCAGCUAUUGAUCAAAUUCACAUGUUUUUUGUUGAAUAAUCAAAUAAUAUGCACCAGGUGACACCAACUUUCUAUUCUUCUCAAUUUCUCAUGACCCUGCCCUAGGUGCUGUUUACCUUUGGUGAUGCAGCUACUGCUGGUAUAGGGACCACGCACUUGAUUGUCUUGUCACCUGAUCUGUUCCAUCAGAUUCAUCAACAGUAUGAAACCUAAAAACCAAACAAGUUUUUCUGGAUUCCUUCUCCUGGCACUGACAGAGAAUCUGGAACUGCAACCCCUUCUUUUUGCCCUGUUUCUGUUCAUAUAUCUGGUCACUGUCCUGGGGAACCUGCUCAUCAUCCUGGCUGUCAGCUUUGACCCUCACCUCCACACCCCCAUGUAUUUCUUUCUUGCCAAUCUGUCCUUCACUGACAUGUGUUUCAGCACCACCACAAUCCCAAAAAUGCUGGUGAAUCUCCAAACACAGAAUCAGAGCAUCACGUAUGCAGGCUGCCUCACCCAGGUCUGCUUUGUCUUGGUUUUUGCUAGUUUGGAAAGUUUUCUCCUGGGAGUAAUGGCCUAUGACCGCUACGCGGCCAUUUGUCACCCGCUGAUAUACACAGCCAUCAUGAACCCCCGCCUCUGUGGUCUGCUGAUUCUACUCUCCUUGUCCAUUACCACUGUGGAUGCCUUGAUCCACAGUCUGAUAGUGUUGAACCUAUCUUUCUGCACAGAUCGGGCAAUUCCCUACUUCUUCUGUGAAGUUGUUCAGAUCAUCAAGAUUGCCUGUUCUGAUACCCUUCUCAAUAGCACCUUCUUAUAUUUGGCAGCUACCAUACUAGGUGGUGUUCCUCUCUCUGGAAUCAUUUUCUCUUAUACUCAAAUUGUCUCCUCCAUUUUGAGAAUGCCUUCAGCAGGUGGAAAGUAUAAGGCUUUCUCCACCUGUGGGUCCCACCUCUCCGUUGUUUCUUUGUUCUAUGGAACAGGCUUAGGUACGUGUGUUAGUGCUGCAUUUACACACUCUUCCAGGAAGACUGCAGUAGCUUCAAUGAUGUACACUGUGGUCACUCCCAUGAUGAACCCCUUUAUCUACAGCUUGAGAAACAGGGACAUGAAGGGAGCCUUGAAGAACAUUUUCAAGUGCAUACCUGCUUUUCAGUGAUUAAAUUAUCUGCUUUGGGCCUGGCUUUCUAGUUUGCAUCAAAGCGAAAAAAUACUUAUGAGCUAGAAUCCCCGACUCUCUUUUAACCAGGUUAUUCUAAAAUGACAAAAUAACAUAAUGGCUAAGCAGCUAAGAAAUCAUAUGACACAUGGCAUUGGGCAAAUCUGCUGCAAAAGACCUCUUUAAAGUGUUGAAAAGCAAAGAUAUUACCUUGACGAGUAAGAUGCACCUGACCCAAGCCAUGGUGUUUUCAGUCCCCUUCUAUGCAUGUGAAAGCAGGAGGAUGAAUAAGGAAGACCAAAGAAGAAUCAAUGUCUUUGUAUUGUGUUGUUUGAGAAGAAUAUUGACUAUAUCAUGGACUACCAAAAGAAGGAACAAAUCUGUCUUGGAAGAAGUACAAUCAGAAUGCUCCUUAGAAGCAAGGAUAGCGAGACUACGUCUCACACACUUUGAACAUGUUAUCAGGAGAGAUCAGUCUCUCGGGAAGGACAGCAUGCUUGGUAAAGUAGCGGGUCAACAAAAAUGAGGAAGACCCUCAGUGAGAUGGAUUGACACAGUGGCUAUCACAAUGGACUUAAGCAUACCAAGGAUUGUGAGGAUGACUCAGGACCAGGCCAUGUUUUGUUCUGUUGUACAUAGGGUAGCUAUGAGUCUGAACUACUCGGCGGCACCUAACAACAACAAUAACAAGUGCAUUUCAACUUGGGAUUGGGCCCUGACUCUGCUCCUUGUGUAACCUCGGUUUCUUUCUUUCUUUCUUUUUUUUUUUUUUAGUCAAGUUCUAUAGAAGCAGUGCCUGAGGCAGGUGUUUUGUUAUGUGACUUUAGGGGGCAGCAGAAGGGAAGUGGGUGGAGGUGAGGAGGGCCGGAAAAAGGAAAAAGUAAGGCUGUAGGAAUAGCCAGAGACUACCUACAGUUUGAUCCCAAGGAUAAAGCCAUGUGAAUGAAAACCUAGACUUAGUCCCAAUGUGAGGGAUGGGAGCUUACUUUUCAUGCCCUGAUUAGUAGUUACUGAGACACGUCACUGGUAAAUUGUAUGUGUCCAGGGUGACAUCAGCAUUCACUGUAUUCAGUUUCAUUAUGUAUAAAAUGAUCAUAUUAGAUGGUCUCAGGACUUCAGAAGAUUGUGAAAUACCUGAACCUUUUCAGUAAAAUAGGCUUCGGUUCAAAAGGAAAUAUAAACUCUACUCUAACA